Molecule: messenger RNA, 1255 nt
Organism: Suhomyces tanzawaensis NRRL Y-17324
Lineage: Eukaryota; Fungi; Ascomycota; Pichiomycetes; Serinales; Debaryomycetaceae
Gene: YPT31
Product: Rab family GTPase
Exons: 2
Coding region: 102-764 (220 amino acids)
Biological process (GO): exocytosis
Cellular component (GO): recycling endosome
Molecular function (GO): GTPase activity; GTP binding
Source: RefSeq, a predicted model, not a curated record
ACCACCACCACUCUACACCAGCCGCUAACGCCCUGUGAUUUCCCCACUCCAUCACACACAUCCCACCAAGCAGCCCCUCCAUCCACACACACACACAGACCAUGGCAGAAAACACUGACGACUACUCCUACGAUUACGAGUACCUCUACAAGAUCGUGUUGAUCGGAGACUCGGGAGUCGGAAAAUCCAACUUGUUGUCCAGAUUCACCCGUGACGAGUUCAACUUAGAGUCCCGUUCCACCAUCGGGGUGGAGUUUGCCACCAGGACGCUUGAAAUCGACGGCAAGCGAGUUAAGGCGCAGAUCUGGGACACCGCAGGUCAGGAACGUUACAGAGCCAUCACCAGUGCAUAUUAUAGAGGAGCCGUGGGUGCCCUUAUCGUAUACGACAUUGCCAAGACCGAAACCUACGAGUCCGUGUCCAGAUGGUUGAAGGAAUUGAAGGACCACGCUGACGCCAACAUUGUCAUAGAGUUGGUGGGGAACAAGUCCGAUUUGGACCACUUGAGAGCCGUUCCCACCGAAGAAGCAAAGAACUUUGCCAACGAGAACAACUUGUUGUUUACCGAAGCCUCUGCGUUGUCGUCCGACAAUGUCGACUUGUCAUUCCACCAAUUAUUGAAGAACAUCUAUGAAAUGAUCAGCAAGCAUCAGUUGGACACCAACGAUGGUGGUUCGGCCAAGCCAAGCGCAGGCGGUCCCACAAUCUCAUUGACUCCGGCUCCUCAAGAAAAGAAGAGCAAGAAUAACUCUAAUUGUUGUUAGAUCUAUAGUAUAAUAGCACUGCAAGGAUUGACAUUGAAUGGUCCGUUCCGUAUAGGAAUCAGAGUAUUGAAGUUGUGUUUAAGUUGAGACAGGGAUUCCUUUAUACUAUACUGGCCAACUUUCAAGACAAUAUUACAACGAAACCUCGUCCCUGGUUAUUUACUGACAUAGCUGACAGACCUACAUCUACUUGUUUUGCUGCUUCAGUGACGAGCUACCGUCCAAUUUUGGCUGAACUGACAAUCUAAUACGACGUUGAUAAUUGCUAUUGACUCAGCAAAAAUGCCCUUUGUCAAGCUCGCCAUUUGCCUCCUAAAUAUUCUAUUAAAGCUGAAACACAUCCCAUAGAUUGCGUAGUCGAGCCAUACAUACUAUGCCCAUACACAUCCGCUUUUUAUUAAAUCUACCUGCUGUUUAACGUAUAAAUUAUUCGUGAAAUGUAAUUCACAGUUAAAUUCAUUUAAUUGAAGUAGUUCUGCACUCAUUUUUGG